Rhineura floridana is the source of this 1550-nucleotide messenger RNA. RefSeq lists its product as uncharacterized. The coding region runs from base 77 to 1171 and encodes 364 amino acids. The transcript is spliced from 2 exons. Lineage: Eukaryota; Metazoa; Chordata; Lepidosauria; Squamata; Rhineuridae. The record is from RefSeq and is a predicted model, not a curated record.
UUGAAGAAUUUUUGUACAUAUUUGGUGGUAUAUAAACUUUGUUAAUUGUGUAAUUGUUUAUCCCGGUCUUUUGACCAUGCCUCCCAAGAAGGUGCAACAGAAGAAAGGGGUUCGUGUGCUGAAGCAGGCCACCAAGCGCCCUCCUUCAAUGCAGCAUCAAUCUUCUGACGAAGAGGAGGAUUUGGGGACCAUCCGUGCCUUGGUGGCUAGAGUUGAAGCGCUGGAAAGGGAACGCAGGCAGACUCAGGAUGUCGAUGCGGGUCCCAGUUCCGGACCUGUAGGUAAGAAAUCUGCUAGGUUAGCUUCCAAAAUGACUAAAUCUCGUCUUCUCGCUGACUUGGUUUCUAGAGUUGGUGUGCUUGAAGAUGCUACGCCCAUGGAGGGGUCUUCGGUGCAUACUCCUCCAGUUGGUUUGCCUGCUGUUCCGCCCACGAAUCUUACCUUGCCUGAAUUUGAGCGUCGGGAUGUACAGAUGCCUGUUCCUCCAGCGCCUGCCACGUUCACUCCUAGGUCUACUGGGUUCACCAUGCCGCCGGUCGUUGCUUCUCCUGCAGCUUAUACAGGUUUGCUAAGCAUCCCUAUUCCCGUGAGGAUCGUCUUGUGUGGCCACUCAAUUUUGUUUUGGGCUCAUCGGAGGGCUUCUUCGUCUGCUCCUGGGACCCAGCUGCAGCUUUCGGCUACCGCUACAGUUCACUGGGUAGCCCAGAGGGGCAUGUUAUGGGACGCGUUUUUGCCUUCUGUGUGCCGUAUUAUGUCUUCUAUGGAUCGGCCACAUAUAUUAUUGAUCCAUUUAGGGGGAAAUGAUUUGGUGCAGCGUCCAGGUGUGGACCUGCUUGUUAAGGUCACUCGCGAUCUCACGUGGCUUAUUAAUUCAUAUCCACGGCUUAUAAUUGUGUGGUCAGAUAUGCUUGUUAGAAGGGUGUGGAGGGGUGCUAUUCAUCCCAACAGGAUCGAUAGAUCUCGGAAAUGGGUGAAUAGGAAGAUCAGGGCUCUUGUCCUGUUGCUUGGGGGGGCAUUCAUUCCCCACGACAGGAUUAGGUUCCAUGCCCCACAUUUGUUUCGUGGGGAUGGUGUUCAUCUUUCAGACCAGGGGUGUGAUUUGUUUUUGGAGGAUAUUAUGAAGAGUUUAAGGGUUUUGUUGUCUUCGUUGGGUGGAGUGGACCAAGCUUGAGCUGAUCCCCUCUUGUGGCAUAGAAUUCGGGCAGGUGAGGUAUAUAGGGGGAUUAUAUGUUUAGGCGGUUAAGGCAUCAUAAAAGGAGCACUUCCCGGGGAACCAUCAGGGUUCAUCUCUGGUGGGGAUCUGGGUGGUGUCCUUAUGGGACCGGCUUGCGCAUCAUGGUGAAUGCCUGUACGGCGGGGCCAUGGUGUGGAGGUUGGAACCACGUGCAUGGCUCCAAGAGCAAGGAGUGAGGAUUUUACACACAUCCUUCACUCUGGAGUUAUGCAAUAAUGAGAAUUAAUGCCUUUUGAAGGUGGGAGUGUAGUCCACAUAGUUAGGAUUAGCCUCACCUGCCCAAAGUAAUUAUAUUUGAAUGAUUGGCUGUCUUGCU